Molecule: messenger RNA, 849 nt
Organism: Laccaria bicolor S238N-H82
Lineage: Eukaryota; Fungi; Basidiomycota; Agaricomycetes; Agaricales; Hydnangiaceae
Exons: 6
Coding region: 1-849 (282 amino acids)
Biological process (GO): transmembrane transport
Cellular component (GO): mitochondrial inner membrane
Molecular function (GO): S-adenosyl-L-methionine transmembrane transporter activity
Source: RefSeq, a predicted model, not a curated record
AUGGAGGUCAAGGUGAGGCCAACUUUUAUACAAUCACUUUUGGCCGGUGGUGCUGCGGGAACUGCUGUCGAUCUCCUGUUCUUUCCUGUUGAUACCAUGAAAACCCGUCUCCAAUCUGCGAAAGGUUUUAGGCGCGCAGGAGGCUUUCAUGGUGUAUACAAGGGGGUGGGCAGCGUGGUUGUUGGCAGCGCACCUGGAGCGGCUGUUUUCUUCUCAAGUUACGAGACCAUGAAAAAAAUCCUGCCGUUCUCCGACCGUCUUGCGCCAGUCAACCAUAUGAUCUCUGCAUCCGUGGCGGAAGUUGCUGCCUGUUUGAUUCGUGUGCCGACUGAAGUCAUCAAAACGAGAACGCAAACUUCUACAUAUGGAAUGCUAGGACAGUCGUCACUCGCAGCUGCACGGCUUGUUCUCACGAACGACGGAUGGCGCGGCUUUUAUCGGGGAUUUGGGUCGACCAUUAUGCGGGAGAUACCUUUUACCUCGUUGCAAUUCCCACUCUACGAGUUGUUAAAGCUACAACUUUCCCGAAGAGUCGGGCGGACACCGCUUUACGCCCACGAAGCUGCCGUUUGUGGGAGCAUCGCGGGAGGAUUUACCGCCGCUGUGACGACGCCACUGGACGUUUUGAAAACGCGCGUCAUGCUUGACCUUCGUGUAUUAAUUCUAUCUCAGGAUCCAACCAAUGAGAAGCUGCCUUCAUUGGGACGUAGAUUUAGGACUAUCUACGCUACGGAGGGCGUGAAAACUCUAUUCUCAGGCGUGGUGCCACGCACUCUUUGGAUAUCUGCUGGUGGUGCGGUAUUCCUGGGAGUGUAUGAAUGGGCAGUUCAUGGCCUUAUGGGUAUCUAG